UAAAAAGGCUGUAUGCUGCUUGCACCAGUGUUUGAUGUAACAAGUGCAUGAUAAGUGAAUAGCUACUGGAGAAUUGUUUUUGGAAAUCGGACAGGUUUAAGAAAAAAAAAAGGCAAUACAAUAAUAGUUGUCUGCUUUCAGAACCAAGGCUGAAUCAGAAUGAAUGAUACUUACGCUAUAUGCUUGUUCUUCAUGUGACUUGUUUGGAGUGUACAGAGACCAGAAAGGCUUCAGAAACAACAAGGACAGCAGAGAUUCCAGCAGAAGAACAUAGAGGAUUAUUAUUUUCAGUGCGGAGCUGAAGAGAUAUUCGCCCAAGAAACAGAGGAGUCGGCUGUGAAUAUUGACACAAGUUUGGACCAAAAUCCUAAACCACAGUUGAUGGCUUCAUUAACACAGUGCUGAUUCUAUAAGCAGGGAACUGAAGAGAUGAACACAAAGGCCUGGGGCCCUGGGACACAGUGCAUUGCUAAAUGUGAUCACACAAAGCCGAAGUUAAAUGAGCUACGUUUUGAAAAAGGAGACAUUCUUACAAUUAUAGAAGCCACUCAAAAUAAAGGACAAUAUAGAGCCAAACACAAUAAGACUUGCGAAGAGGGCUUAAUAUCUUCUAAUGCUGUCCGUGAACGCGAGGCCAUCAGAGCUGAUCCUGCACUUAGUUUGAUGCCCUGGUUCCACGGAAAGAUCUCUGGACCCAAUGCAGUGCAGUUACUUCAGCCUCGUGAGAAUGGCCUCUUCCUUGUUCGUGAAUCAAUCAGACACCAGGGAGACUAUGUUCUGUGCGUCUGCUACCAGAAUGAUGUCGUCCACUAUCGCGUAAUUUAUCAGGAAAAGAAGCUCACCAUCGAUGAAGAAACCUGGUUUUGUAACCUCAUUGACAUGGUGGAGUACUACAUGAAAAAUCAAGGUGCAAUCUGUACACAGCUUGUGAAACCAAAGCCAAAAGAAGGCACAAAAUCAGCAGAAAAGGAAUUAUCCAAAGCGGGCUGGCUACUUGAUAUGGCAAAGCUGAAGAUUGAAGAACAGGUGGGAGAGGGGGAAUUUGGAGCUGUCUACAAAGGUGAUUAUAUGGGACAGACAGUGGCAAUCAAGAAUAUCAAAUGUGAUGUCACUGCACAGUCAUUUUUAGCUGAAACUGCUGUAAUGACGAAGAUUCAGCAUAAAAACUUGGUGAGGUUGCUUGGGGUCAUACUACAAAACGAGCUGUACAUUGUCACAGAGUUUAUGGGCAAGGGGAGCCUUGUGAACUACCUAAGGACUCGAGGGAGAACAGUUAUUGCAGAAAAGCAGCUUAUCCAAUUUUCUUAUGAAGUUUGUGAAGGCAUGGAAUACCUUGAGUCAAAAAAGUUGGUCCAUCGAGACUUAGCUGCAAGGAAUAUCCUAAUUUCUGAUGAGAUUGUGGCAAAGGUGAGCGAUUUUGGACUGGCCAAGGCAGAUCCGAAGAAGGAAGAUAAUGCUAAGCUUCCUGUCAAAUGGACAGCACCUGAGGCACUGAAACAAAAUAAAUUUUCUACCAAGUCAGACGUGUGGAGUUAUGGAAUCCUUCUCUGGGAAAUAUUCUCAUUUGGCAAACCACCUUACCCUAGGAUGUCACUAAAGGAUGUCAAAGACAAAGUGUUAACAGGGUACCACAUGGAAAGUCCGGAGGAAUGCCCUGCAUCCAUGUAUAGCCUAAUGAAGAGCUGCUGGGAGUUGGAUCCUGGGAAACGACCUGCUUUUAAGAAGCUGAAAGGGAAGAUUGAGAAAGAGCUACGUAGUACUAAAGCUGACUGAAUACAUGCAGAGUAUUAUAUUUUUCCACCUUCUUCAGAGACAAUCACAGAUUAAGACUAUGUUCAUAUAAAUGGUGCACUGUACAUGUGGUACACUAAAAUCUAUCAAUACCAGCUUCUCAUUCAGCCUGCAAUAGCACUUCCUGAACUUGGUUUGUGUUUUCCUGAAUAAUAAAACAGACCUUUCUUCUUCACACCAAUGGUUCUUGUACUACAUAAUGCUGACAGCCUGGGAUGGUGGUUUACAAUGAACAAAAGCUAUAGGAAUCUUCCCUUACAGUGCCUUCCUUCUUCAGAGUAUCCCAGCAGUGUGCUGCUAAUUUAUUUGUUGAGUUUUUUUUUAUGUUUGUUUCUUUGAGGAAGAGAAUGCCGAAAGCAACCUUGUUCUCAGUGGCAGUGUUAUAGGUUGGCUGUGAAUGUACCAGGGACUGCAGUUACUGCAUUUAAUGUGCAAUAUGUUCCUAUAACAGAGUCUGUAAAAUACUGCCUGCUGAAAUAUUCUAUAAAUAAACUAUUUUUUUCUUUUUCAUUCCUUCA
Molecule: messenger RNA, 2309 nt
Organism: Protopterus annectens (West African lungfish)
Lineage: Eukaryota; Metazoa; Chordata; Ceratodontiformes; Protopteridae
Gene: MATK
Product: megakaryocyte-associated tyrosine kinase
Exons: 14
Coding region: 430-1773 (447 amino acids)
Biological process (GO): protein phosphorylation
Molecular function (GO): protein binding; protein tyrosine kinase activity; ATP binding
Source: RefSeq, a predicted model, not a curated record